Molecule: messenger RNA, 1874 nt
Organism: Aspergillus wentii DTO 134E9
Lineage: Eukaryota; Fungi; Ascomycota; Eurotiomycetes; Eurotiales; Aspergillaceae
Exons: 3
Coding region: 41-1597 (518 amino acids)
Source: RefSeq, a predicted model, not a curated record
CCUACAUCACUGACUGUCACAUUCCUUUCUACUUCACAAUAUGGAUCCAGUUCGUGCCAAACGUCAACUACCGGACUCAAUCGAGCCAGCUGAUAUUUCUCAAAGUGCUUCUCGCAGAUGGAAAUGGUCGGCGAACGUAAUGUUAAUCGGCACAUCUCAAAGUGGGAAAAGCCUGCUGGUCAACCGGUUCCGGUCUCUCGCUGUCGGUCCAUAUCCUCUGCAGGAAUCCCCUGAAACCGGGGUUGGGACAACCUCAUGCACGAGAGACCCUGUCAUGUAUGAGUUCGAUGUUCCUAUGACUAGUUAUAGCUUAGUGGACGCUACGAAAGCCAGUGAAGUAGAUGUCCCUGAGGACGAAGAGAGCAUCUUUAAAUGGGGAUUUUGGAAGAAAAAGGAUCUGACCUUGAGCCCACGAAACCCAGACGCUGAACUUGUUCGCGUUCGAUUGUUUGACACUCCUGGUUUGGACGACAGCAACCCUGAAAGGAACUGCGAAAACAUUCAGAAAGUUCUCCAGUACCUGGCCAAAUCGGCUGAAGACAGCAACCUCGACCAUCGUCAUCUCAGCUCCGUGAUAUUCGUGAUAAAGUCUGGGGCGUCGUUUACUGACAGCCUUCAAAAAUGGUACUUCUACUACCAACGCUGUAUGCCAAAUCUAUUUGGCAGCAUUGCAGUCAUCAACACCAACUUCCGACUCAAGGAUUGGAAAACGGAGUACACGAAAACGGCGGUCAAUAUGGUUAGUUUUAGAGGGGCAGGACCCUCUUCCAGAGACAGCAAAAUGAAGAAUCGCCGUGAGGCCUGGGCGGAUAUUUUUCACUGCGAUCCACCACACUUCUUCAUUGACAGCAAACCAAAUCCUAAAAAUGCUUUCGAGGAAUUCACGUCGGCAAACACCGUCUAUGACAUUCUUCUAUACCUGAGAAGCCAAGGAAAACUGCCUAUUGAGAAUGUCCAUCUCAUCAAGUUCCCAGAUAUGCUAUCAAUCGACACCAAGUUGGUUGGAUGUUUGUACGAUGUUCGACAAAUCUGGAAUGAGGAAAGGGACUUCCAUAUGAUGUCCAUGACUACUAAUCAAAAAAGCCUUUAUAUCCAUGAGAGAAAUGUCCUAACGUGGGAAAAUGAGCUCAAGGAGCUGGACGGAAAACUUUCUGAAUGGGACUCAGAUGUUCAAUGGGAUCUGGGCACAUACUCGCCCAAGGAUGACAUCAGCACGCCAAACAAGAUUUGGAAGAUUGUGACCUUCUCCCAUUUUGAGAAUUCCUUGACAAUCACUGAGAAGGUGUAUCCGUUCCAGGUAGAUGCUGCAGAUACGGAUGACGCGGUGUGGGUAUCAAAGAAACUGCCAACCAUACAGACCAAGACGUGGAAAGGGCAGUACAAGUCAAAAUGGGGAAAGGUACCUCGAUUCUCUGUUCGAUCGUAUACGACGAACAGGACGCACUUUGCCGAGGAGAUCGAAGCGGCGGAGAAAAGGAAGGAUGUGCUGAUAGAUGAUAUCGGGGAAACUAAGGAAAUCAUCGCACAUCAGCACAUGGCUUGCCCGCAGCGAGCCGCUCAUCAAACAACUUCAAGACGAAGAAGUUCCCCUAUAUGAGGGAUUCAAUCAGUCGGCUCGGCGACGUUACGCUAAGUCGAUCGAUAAGAUUGGAUACGACGAUUUGAUAUCUUUCGUUGAAGAAGUAGCCCCAAGUCUCAAGGGAGGGAACGGGUUUCGCUCCACUGUAUGAGAUACUUAGCCUAUUGAAUGAGAAACACGAAACUCAACUGCCCCGAACGUUCUUCCAACAGAAUAUGCAGGAGCGAGAAUCAUUCCUUUUUGUCUAGCCCUUCUCGCCUUAUUGGCGCCAGGCCACCUAGGCAUUUGCCUGGCA